AAAAAAAAUAUAAAUUAAUUUUACUUAGAAAAAUAAUAAUUAAUGUUCUUAAAAUUAAAAUAUACUUUUAGUUUAAUGAAACAUAUUCAUUUAAAUGGUUUUGGUGGCGUAGAUAUUUUAUAAAUAAAGUAAUCUCCAAUACCUGUCUGUUCAGAAAAAGAAGUUUUAAUAAAAAUACAAUCUACAGCAUUAAACAGAGCAGAUAUAUUAUAAAGACAAGGUAAAUAUUCUCCUCCAAAAAGCGCAUCAUAAAUAUUGGGAUUAGAGGCAGCGGGAUAUUUAUUAGAUGAAAACGGUAAAGAAAAAAAAAAAGUGAUGGCGUUACUUUCAGGGGGUGGAUACGCAUAAUAUACAAAAGUGCAUUAAGAUCAUAUAAUUGAAAUUCCAGAAAAUUUAAAUUUUUCAGAAGCUGCAAGUAUUACAGAGUGUUGGCUAACAGCAUUUAUGUUAUUAAGAUUUAUAGGAAAAUUAUAAAAAAAUGAAAAUGUACUCAUAUAUGCAGGAGCAAGUGGAGUAGGAACUGCAGCUAUUUAGCUUUGUAAACAUUAUGAAGCAAAUGCCAUUAUAACUACUUCUUCAAAAGAAAAAGUGGAUUUUUGUUUAAAAUUAGGUGCUAAGGCAGGAAUUAAUUAUAAAUAAGAAGAUAUUUAAAAUUAAAAAUAAAAAAUUUUAGAAUAAACGAAUGGAAAAGGAAUCGAUAUUAUUUUAGAUUGCAUAGGAGCUUAGAAUAGCGAAUUGACUACAAACAUUUUAAAUAUGGAUGCAAGAUGGAUUCUUUAUGGCUUAAUGGGAGGAGCAAAAGUAAAGGAUUUCAGUUUCGUUCCUUUAGUAUAGAAGAGAGCAUCAUUAAUAACUAGCACAUUAAGAAAUAGAGAUGAUGAAUAUAAAAAAUAGCUUGUUUAAUAAUUUUGCAAAGAAGUUUUAAAGGAAUUCUCGAAUAAAUAAUUUACUACAAUUAUUGAUAAAUAAUAUGAUGUUACAUGGGAUGAAAAAGGACUAUAAAAUAUUAAAGAUGCACAUUUAAGAAUGGAACAAAACAUUAAUAUAGGAAAAAUUGUUUUAAAUUUCAAAUGA
Ichthyophthirius multifiliis is the source of this 1074-nucleotide messenger RNA. Its product is annotated as tumor protein p53 inducible protein 3, putative. Lineage: Eukaryota; Ciliophora; Oligohymenophorea; Hymenostomatida. The record is from RefSeq and is a predicted model, not a curated record. Gene Ontology annotation, molecular function: oxidoreductase activity. The transcript has 9 exons.